Messenger RNA from Closterium sp. Naga37s-1, 156 nucleotides. Lineage: Eukaryota; Viridiplantae; Streptophyta; Zygnematophyceae; Desmidiales; Closteriaceae. The record is from the annotation of a GenBank genome assembly.
CUGCCGGUGUACGCGUUUGUGACGCUGGGGUGCUACGCGGUGGGCGCGCUGGGGUACGGGCUCAUGCGCUUCCCCACCUGCCCGCACGAGGGCGCGCUGCUGCGCCAGGACAUAGUGGAAGCCAAGGAGUAUCUCUCAAAGCACGGCCUGCAAUAG